UUACCUUUCUCGGCCGCCAUCUUUGUCGUUUGCGGGAGAUGGAAUCAGCAGGUCAAGGAACUGUGGACGCUCAAACCGCUUUUGCUGACGCCGUUGCUCGUGCAAGACAGAUAGCUGCUAAAAUUAACCAACCCGCAGCAGGAGGUGGGGAUGCUUCAGCGCCCCCUACAUUGAAAAGGCCAUUUGAUUCAGACGGACAAGCUUUUGGUGAACCAGAUCAAAAGAAGAGUGUAGCUGCUAUUAACGACCCUAUCGGUGCUCAGUUGAAAGCCCUAGCCGGUCAACAAAACCCUGCAGCAUUAGCUGCACAAGAAGCUGCCGCCAGAAUUAAUCAACAACUAGGAAUCGGGCCUGCAUCCGCACCUCCCCCACAGGCUGGUUUACCAUCAGGUAUAUCUAACCCAAGUAUACCACACAACGGUUCAGCUAUGGUAAUCACGGAGGACUUUGCAGUGCCAGACAGAAUGGUCGGACUCAUCAUUGGUAAAGGUGGUGAACAGAUUACAAGGUUGCAGGCAGAAACUGGAUGCAAAAUCCAGAUCGCUCCAGACAGUGGUGGUUCCCCUGACAGGCCUUGCACCCUUACAGGAACUCCUGGAUCUAUUGCAUCGUGUAAACAACAGAUGCAGGACAUUAUCAUGAAAGGCCAGACCAACCCUGGAGACCCUAUGGGACAUAAUGAGGGGAACACUGUUGUCGAGAUGAUGAUCCCUGGAGACAAAGUAGGUCUAAUCAUUGGCAAGGGAGGUGAGAAUAUCAAACAAAUGCAGGAGCGAGCUUGUGUUAAGAUGGUCAUGAUCCAAGACAGCAACAUCCCAUCAUCCAUGGAAAAGCCCCUCAGGAUCUCUGGGGAACCCAACAAGUGUAACAGAGCCAGAGAGAUGGUUAUGGAACUGCUUACAGAGAAAGAUAUGGAGAAUAAUGGAGGGAUGUGGGGUCAGUCGCCUGGUAGUAGUGGUGGCGGCGGCUUUAAGAAUAACAACUCAUUUGGAAACAGCAUGGGUGGGCAACAGUCAUUUGAGAUCCCAGUACCUCGUAAUCUCGUUGGAAUUGUUAUCGGAAAAAGUGGAGAUAUGAUCAAGAGAAUUCAGAGGGAGACCAAUGCGAAAGUCCAGUUCAAACCAGAUCUAGACGAUUCCCGACCAGAGAGAAUGUGCUCUAUCCGUGGAUCCUCUUCAGAAAUUGAACAGGCUGCUCAAUUCAUCGAGAAUUUGUUGCAGGAAGCUAGUAAUAGAGAUAAUCAAGACGGUAUGGGACGAGGACGAGGUUUUGGUCGUGGAGGAGGAAGAGGAGGGGGUCAGUUUGGAGGUCCUGUAGGACGAGGCAUGGGACGAGGAGGUGGUUUUGGAGGAGGAGAUGAAACCACUUACCCUGUACCUGCAGACAAGUGUGGUCUAGUCAUUGGCAAAGGUGGUGAGACGAUUCGUCAGAUCAACCAGAUGUCAGGGGCUCGAGUGGAAUUGCAAAGAUCACCAGGGCCAAAUCCCAAUGAAAAACUCUUCUCAAUCAGAGCAGGAGACAAAGGCCAGAUACAACAUGCCAUUCAACUGAUAUGUGAAAAAGCAGGCUUGCCACCACCAUCAGGUGGACCAGGGCCGGGAGGUCCUGGGGGUCCAGGGCCCCAGGGUGGACCUGGAGGUCCAAUGGGAGGCGGUCCUGGAGGAUUUGGGGAUGGUUUUGGAGGACAGCAGGGUCAACAGCCACCGGGUGGCCAGUUUGGGGCUCCCCAGGGGCCACAGGGUGGAGGUGGUGGUGGCUGGGGCGGAAACAACUACCAGCAGGGUUACCAACAACAGCCAGAUCAGAAUAUGCAGUCUCGGGACUUUGCUGCAACACAAGAACCUAAAAAAGAUAAACAGGCCCAGGACAAUGCUGCAGCCUGGGCUGCCUACUACUCCCAGUACUACAAUCAGUAUGCCCACAACCAGUACGGUCAAGGCGGUGUCCAAGGUCAACAGCCACAACAACACGCUCCCCAACAACAACAGCAGCCACAACAACAGCAACCGCAGCAGGGACAGACGCCCCCACAGCAAGGCUACACUGCUGGCACAGCAAACCCAUCAAUCAACCCACAGACAGGCCAGGCUGAUUACAGUCAGGCAUGGGCCGAGUACUACAGACAACAGGGUAUGCACUACCAGGCUAACCUCAUCUUACAACAGGCCCAACAACCUGGCGGUGGCCAGCAGGCGGGACCUAGUCCUGUACAACAGCAGUAACAUCUUUAGGCACAUUAUCAGCUUCAGGACAUCUGGUGGAUAAUUAUUGGAAAAAGGGACAAGAUAUUAUAUCUCACACACUUCAGACAGAAAUUCAAUUGAUGACAGAAGAUUUAAAAACUACAUUAUGGCUUCUGACACCUAUAAGAUAACUAACAAAAGAUGUGCUCUUUUCCUUGAUUUUCUUAUUUUAAUCUCCAUUUAAUAGUUUUGUGUUUAAUAUCUAGAUAUAUAUUAUAGACAGUCAUCUUUGUAUUGGUAUUCUUGUAAAAUCACUGUUUGUAUCGGGCUUAUAUAAUUAUCGUAUCAUCAUAAACAAUCACUUCCUCGUUCAUCAAAUUCUCUUCUGUCAGUUUUUUUGUUUUUAUUGGUAACCCAUGAAUCCAGCAUCGCAAUAUUUCGUAGAUGUAAGUAACUAAUUUCUUUUAGUGAACUACACAUUCCAAACUUGCAUUAUUAUAAUUUUCUCUUAUGUUCAUGAAGUAUGUUCAUUGCUACUAGUUUACCUUUAUGAUAAUGUGACUUAAAAUCAAAAUAUUUUUUGACUGUAUGUAACAUGUCUGAGUAAGAUGGAUUAAGAAACAAAAUAUUUAGUGGACAAUAUGAUAAUAAAUAAAUUGUGCUAAACUUAUAAUUGAAAUAUCUCACUUGAUAAUUUUUUUUCUCAUGUCAUAAGUUACAUUGUUGUUAUAAGACAAUUCAUGCUCAGGCGCUCAAAGAACUACAUUAUGAUUAUUUAACUCUACAUUGUAUUUUGAACUGAAAAUCAUACUUGUAUGUAUGCAAAAUGAUAGUUAUGUUUAGAUAUAAAGAUAUGUGAAUACUUUAAUGUUAUAUUGUUUGGAAACAUAAAUAUUGACAAUAAUGUACUAGGUUUAUGGUUAAGUCACUGUUAAAAUUUUUAUGAUGAUAUGAGUCAUUUUUGUAAUAAUAAUGUUUAAAAGAUAAAUUUAUUCAUACUUAUGUAAAAUGCUUCAGGUUUUAUAAUUAGAUUGAUGAAAAAAUGCCAAAUAUGUGUACGUUUAUGUGUCGUACUACAUUGCUCUAUUUUUAAAACAUUACAUUGAUAGUCUUCGUAUUAUUUUUUGUGCAUCUUUGAAAUUGUAUCUCGUAGUCUUUGUUUUCGUUGACCUGACCGAGCUGCCAAGUCUCCUGUAUACAAAUCACUAAUUUUUAUCCAUGAAUAACAUUGUGAACUUUGUAAAAUGCCAUUGUUUGAAACUAUUACUCUUUAUGAUAUGAUAAUGAAGUCGAUGAUGUUGAUGAUGAUAGUUGUAUAAUAGUUCAUCAUAUUUGCUUAGUUAGCACUUUGUAUUUUCAUGUUUUAAAUGGUUUCUGUAGCAUUAUACCUGUCAUUGGUUUUUGUCUUUGAAUUAAUAUGCUUUUACUAGAUUGAGGAUUGAUUGUUUAUUAAAUUUUUUAGAUUAAUAUUGUGAACAUAAUUAUGUAUAUACUUACGGCACAUGUAUACGUCACUACCAGUCAUAUUUUUUGAGCAUGUAAAUUUUGUGCUGUGAAAUACUAUGUAUCUAAAUGUACCCUUCAAGGGCGAAACGUGUGUACCAAGGACCGGUCUCCCCAGGUGAAGUAUGACUUUGGAGGAAAAUAAUAAAUGUUUUAAACAUUGAUAUUUUUGCCUUAUCGUUUUCUUGAUCCAUACAUUGUCUUUAGCGGAGAUGAUGUUGGAACAAAGACAGGGUUCGGUUAGAGGAGGCAGAUGCUGGAGAUGCAAAAGACAACAUAUGACACCUAGAAACUUGUAUCAUUGAUCUAAAGAAAUUGAUAAUUUAAUACUUGCCUGUUCUUUUACUACAAACAGAUCAUUACCACCAAAGCAUACUGGUUGUGAGUCUUUGUCCCAAUUAUGACUAUAUGCCCUUUCUUCCCUUUAUUUAUCCUAGAAGGACCUGGCCUACAUAUGUUUUGGUUUGUCCAUAAGGGAAAACUGUAGGGGAGAAGGGGUAUGUGUAGAUAGAUAACGAUAUUUUUGCUCCAUUGAUAAUUUUAUGAGAAGUAACUUGUCUGACAGAUUAUGAUAUGAUGUAGGUUAGUAUUUUUAUUAUUUUUUUGAAGAACAAUAAAUUGGCUAGUCACCUGAUACAUAUAUUGCUUGCAUUGCUGAGAUGAUAUUGAUUAUUCCAUGAUAAUAUUCUUUUUUUUUUAAUGUUUAUAUUUCUGUCCAAUAUUGAAGCGUUUUAAUACUAUGAAAAAGAAUACAAAUAACACACCUCUCUGUCUCGUUAGGUAGCAGGUUGCACAGGCUCUCGGCUGUCCUGAAUGGUGCAGACAGGCUGAUCGGGGCUAGACCAUGGCAGCAAACUCAUUUCAACGUAUUAUCCCUUUGUAUUCAUUUUGCACUACUAUGUUGACAAAAUUAAAAGUAUCAUUCUGAAUUCCAUGUAUAGGCUAUCUUGAUUUGUUUUCCUAAACGUGUAUGCAUUAUUUUUGUUCAGUUUAAAGAGAAAAAUUAUAAUCUUGUUUGCUCGAUAAUCAAUAUUUUUUUUGUCUUUUCUCUGGAAAAUAUAAGAGUUGUCUCAAUAUUUCAUGAAUUUCUAUGUUGAUCAGACAUUUGACUGUAAUACCAAUUUCACUUGUGCCAUGUUUUUGUAUUGCUGUAGUGCAUGACCUGUUUCCUUGCAUAAACAUAUGACUUUGAUAAAAAUGCUAAUUACUGUGCGUCUUCAGGAAAUAAUUCUUGUACAAGAUAAUGUAGAUUUAGAAUUUAAAUGCGAAUAUAAUUGGACUGUGAUAGUGAAAUGCUACGUAUCUUAAACAAUAUCAGGGAUCAAGCUGUCUUAAAAAAAACUUAUGAAGUAUGAGUAGAAGAAUAUCUUGUAUUAUAUUGCAGUGUUCCAAUAUUAGGUAGAUUUUUUAUGUUGAUGCAACCGUUGACUCGUUCUUGUACUAUGUCAUGUUAAAAUUGUCCUCACCAACUCAUUCCUAAAUUUGCUGACAAGAUAUGUUCAUUCUCUUUAAUAAAUGACCUUUAUACAGCACUGUAGAUAAUAUGACAUGCAUAUACAUGUAUAAACUGUUGAAUUGUGCAUCUAGGACCAACAAAUUGAUACUUGAAAAUAAUAUUGCCCAUUAUGAAUGACUUACUCAAAACUUCCCAUUUUGAUAUAUUAUAAACAAUAUGUUUUGCAUACAAAGAAAAAUUGUUGACCUGUUGAUGCCAUUAUUGAACAUAUUUAACUUUUUGAAUGAACAUCAUUUUAUAUAUAUAUUGAGAGACAUGGAAAUCGUAUUCUUCAAAGUGCUUCAUAUAUAAUAUACCUUGAGAUUUUUUUAUGCUGCUAUGUGAAAACAUUAUUUUCAUGACGUGCAAUGCAAGCUAGAUAUGAGGUGGCGAUACAAGGUGGGGACUGUUAGAGACAAUGUUUACCCGUUGCUGACUUACAUGAUGCAGACCCAGGGAGUUUGUGUUUUAUUUCGGAAACUAAAAUUCUGCAAGCAUUAUAAGGAUGUUUAUAAAUACUUUGUAUCAAAAUUUGUGUGCCAUUUUGUUAUUUUAAUUGAUGAUGAUGAUGAUGAAUUUUUAUCAUGGAAAAUAGAAAAUAUUGCGCUAGGUAUAAUAAACAUGUGUUUGUGUCUCCCAUCUGUGAUAAUUAAUUAUCGGAUGUAAAACGACUAAUAUCAUACCUUCAUAGUACACUGCUUGAUUGGUUCACAUUUAAAUACAUACAUAUGUUGUUCCUACUAUAUUACACAACACGUUAUUAACAGGUGAGUAUUAAUAUUGAUGAUACUGUAAUCAUUGAGAGUGGUAUAUGUCUAGUACAGUUGUAAUAUAUGUGUGGUACACGUGUUCUAAGCUCAUAGUGACUGUCUGACGCAAGGUAAGCCGUUAAUCAAGGGAUAUGUCUAUGUUUUUGAAGUGCAGACUUUUUAUGUGGUAUUUAAACAGGUUCCCCUCCCUCUUAGUAUGAUCGUAACAUUAUGAUAUCCUUUUCAUAAACUAAUGAUCUAUUUGAGAUGUGGCAAUUAAACUUCGGGUUUAUUUUGCAAAAUGUGCGAAAAAAUAAACUGUUUUACCUUUA
Messenger RNA from Mizuhopecten yessoensis (Yesso scallop), 6262 nucleotides. Its product is annotated as far upstream element-binding protein 2-like. Gene Ontology annotation, biological process: regulation of DNA-templated transcription. Gene Ontology annotation, cellular component: nucleus; cytoplasm. The record is from RefSeq and is a predicted model, not a curated record. The coding region runs from base 39 to 2222 and encodes 727 amino acids. Lineage: Eukaryota; Metazoa; Mollusca; Bivalvia; Pectinida; Pectinidae. Gene Ontology annotation, molecular function: mRNA binding. The transcript is spliced from 20 exons.